AGCAACUUGCAGCUCAGAUCCCUCCGCCUCGCUUGGUUUCUCGGUGGCCAUGUCCAGCCUUGAGAAGCGCCUCUCCGCCGCAGCCGAUGACUCCAUCAACCAGCUGGGGGAGUCCUUCAAGGGCAGCUCCAUGCGGGUGGCCAAGCCCAAGACCUCCCCAGGCUGCUUCUCCGCAAUUUGCGGGGGCACUCCCAUCAAGGAGCGCGAGGUGGACGUGAUCCUCAUCGGGGCCGGCAUCAUGAGCGCCACCGUUGGCUUGAUGCUCAAGGAGCUGGAGCCGCAGUGGGCCAUGAUGAUGUUCGAGCGCCUGGGCGCCCCCGGCGAGGAGAGCUCCAACGGCUUCAACAACGCAGGCACCGGCCACGCUGGCUUCAUGGAGCCCAACUACACCAAGGAGGUGAAGAACGCGGACGGCAGUCUGAAGACGGUGACCACGGACAAGGUUGAGCACGUCUGCGAGCAGUUCCUUUCUAGCCGGCAGUACUGGGAAUACCUCACCAAGACGGGCAAGCUGCCUGCGCCUGAAGCGUGGAUCCACCAGACCAACCACAUCGCCCUUGGCGUGGGCAAGGACCAGGUGGAGUUUAUCAAGAAGCGCUACGAAGCCAUGAAGGCCCAUCCGCUCUUCCACACCAUGGAAAUUUGCCUACCAGAGGAGACGGAGAAAGCCAAGCAGUGGGCUCCGCUCAUCGUCGCAGGCCGCGACCCCAAGGAGCCCAUCUGCAUGACCAGGGUGCCUCAUGGAACGGACGUGGACUACGGAGAGCUGACCAAGUCUAAGAUCACCGCCUUCCAACAUCUCGGGGGUGACUUGCGGCUGCACACGGAGGUGAAGGACUUGAAGAAGAACAACGACGGCAAGUGGGUGGUCACCACCAAGGUGAACGGUGCUGGCUCAGGAUGGGCCAGGAACAAGGCGAAGUUCGUCUUUGUGGGCGCGGGAGGCUGGGCGCUGCUGAUGCUGCAGAAGGCCGGCAUCCCCGAGGUGAACGGCUACAUGGCGCUGCCCGUGACCGGGGACUGGGCCAUCUGCCAGAACCCGGAGGUGGUACACCAGCACCGCGUCAAGGUCUACGCCCCCGGUGCCCCCGGGGCGCCGCCCAUGUCGAUGCCUCACCUGGACUACCGCACCAUCGGCGGCAAGGAGGUGCUACUCUUUGGGCCCUUCGGAUCCAUGACCAUGAAGUUCCUGAGGUACGGAUCCGUGACGGAUGCCUUCAAGGCUCUGAAGCCUCACAACAUUUUGCCCACCAUGGGCGCCCUGUCCCGCAACAUGAGCCUUGCGGUGAUGCUCAUGAAGGACGUCUUCAAGAGCUCUAUGGGCAAGCUGCACGACAUCAGGCACUACUACCCAGAGGCGGACCCUGACGACUGGGUCUUCAUCCCCGCCGGCGUGCGCGCACAGAUCAUCAAGAAGGACCCGAAGACUGGCAAGGGCAUGCUGCAGUUCGGCACCGAGGUGGUCACCGGCGCCAACGGCAGCAUCUGCGGCCUGCUGGGCGCCUCGCCGGGCGCCUCCACCUGCGUCUCCAUCGCCCUGGCGGUGAUCGAGAAGUGCUUCGGGGACAAGCCGGACUUCAAGACCAAGUGGGCGCCGAAGCUCAAGGUGAUGAUCCCCAGCUGGUCUCCGGAUGUCGCUGCCGGCGACAUGAAGAAGGUGACACCGGACAUUGUGAACGGCAUCUACAAGUCCACCGGGGACGCUCUGCACGUCUCUCCCAAGUAAACCCAGGCCUCGCGGUCCGGCUGCUUGAGUGUGAAGGGAGAGGGAGGGAUGGCGUGAGCACUUGGCAGACAAAUAGUCUCAAGAGUCGCAAGCCC
Effrenium voratum is the source of this 1821-nucleotide messenger RNA. Lineage: Eukaryota; Dinophyceae; Suessiales; Symbiodiniaceae. The record is from the annotation of a GenBank genome assembly.